AGGGACACGGGAGAGAUGGGGAAGGCGUGAGGAUGGAGUACCCAGGGGAAUGGGAGAGAUGGGGAACUUUGGGACCAGGGUCCUGGGAGAUUGGGGACACCUAGGAGAUGGGAGAAAUGGAGCACCCAGGAACCAGAGAUACCCCGUGAGGUGGGGUGUCUGCAGAUGAGGAGAGACAGGGCACCCCAUAGUGAUGGGGUACGUUAGGGGCCAAGGAGGGCAGAGUGCCAAGUGGAGGUGGCAGCAAGGGCCAGGGCAGAAUGGGCUACCUGGACUAGGGCAAAGGGCUGGGAAGGAAUUGGUUGCUGGAGGAACAGGGUGACCUGGAGGAGCUGGAGGUGAUGAAGAUUGUGCCUCUUGGCCCCUGGAGCAGCUCUCCCUCCUGGGAUGAGGUUCCUGGGCUGGACACAAGACUGAAGAUGGGGAGCGAUCCAGGGUGCUGGCUCCUGCUACAAACUGUGCUGGCUCUGCUCCUGAGGGCCACCUUCCUCGGGGUGGCAGCGAGCAGGAUGGAGGAUGGGCAGGAAAGCUUCCAGAGGCAAGACAUCAUCGCUGAUGACUUCCUCUCAUGGCUGGGCCGAGCUGCGAGGGAGGUCCUGGAGACCUGGAUGGGUCGUGAGCCCCUGCAGCUGGUGGCGGAGAGCCUCUCCACUGUGCUCUGGACUGUGUCUUCAGGCAUCUCCGUGGCUUUGACUAUGCUCUGCAAGAUCCUGGGAGACAUCCUGACUGCCUUUGGCCUGAAUGGGAACGUCCUGGUCCAGAAUGUGAGACUGGGCCCUGGUGAAGUGCAGAAGCUGCUGUUGUGGGGCCUGGCUGUGCUGGUGAGCUCCUGGCUGCUGACACAGUUGCUGGGGCUGGUUCUGGACCUCCUGGUGUACAUGCUGUGGUGGGUGAAGCUGUGCUGUUUCCUGUGUGCUUUCUCCUAUGUUGUGGCCUCCCAGGAGAACCCCACGGUGCAGGCAGGGCUGCUGCUUGGGCUGUGGAUGUUCUACACCCUGCUGGGGCGCCUGGCAGGGUUGCGCAGCCCUGGUGCUGACCUGGAGGCCACUGUGCGCAGCCUCGAGUGGAAGGUGGAGGAGCUGCGGCAGCGGCAGAAGUUGGGGGUAGCCCAGACCCAGGAGGAGGAGUGAGCUAGUGUGUCUGUGGGGGGUCCUGGGGCACAACCUGCCUUGGUGCACCAUCCCCUCAUCUGCCUGGCCCUGGCCUGUCCCCCUGUACCAGUGCCCCCAGCGCUUCCAGCACACAUCUGCCCUGCUGUACCCCUGCACCUCACCUUUGUCCUCCCCACCAGGUCCCCCCACUGUGGCAUGCCUCCCUUCCUGUUGCCAUCACCUGCUCCCCCAGUUCUCCCAGCAGGCCUCUCUAACCCAGUCCAGAGGUGAACUCCAGCCCAGGAGCCCCAUGUCCCAGCAAGUGGAACAGGGCAACUGUUCCAUGCAGCACCCACAGAGCUGAGGACGUGCUCCCUAUACACACACCACAGUGCCUUAAUUCAAGCCAGCAGUGUCUUAGACAGCCUGCACCCACGGAAGGAGAUUGGAGGUUUUGGUAUGGUCAUAGCAACCCCCUUUGCCCCUGAAUUCCAAACCCAUCCCUGCCAAAGAGGAAAGCAGGGAGGCAUUUUAAUCCUUGCUUCAUUUGCCUAGCCUGACAGCGGCACCACGUGUCUGCCCAUGCCAGUCACACAGCCAUUGUGUCCAUCUGUCUGGGGAGUGGGUACAGACAUGGUUCAACAGGAGAGAGAGGAUUCAAAAUACCCAGCUGGGAACCUUCUCCGAUCCUCUCUCCAGAAGGCAGGGGUGUCUCCAGCCACAGGCCUCUCUUUGGGAAGGUGGUGGCGAUUUCUCUCCCUUCCCCCAAAACGGGGUUUGUGUUUCUGUGGGAGGUUGGGGGGUACUGAACUGCUGCUGUGCACCUCUUCUAGGAGAUUGCUGCCAAACCCUGUGUUGUUGGUUCUUAUUUUUUAAGCUGCUUUUUAAACUGUUUUGAUAGGUGGUACCAAAUAAACACUAUCUAAUCACA
Molecule: messenger RNA, 2022 nt
Organism: Rhea pennata
Lineage: Eukaryota; Metazoa; Chordata; Aves; Rheiformes; Rheidae
Gene: TMEM109
Product: transmembrane protein 109
Exons: 4
Coding region: 342-1130 (262 amino acids)
Biological process (GO): intrinsic apoptotic signaling pathway in response to DNA damage by p53 class mediator; cellular response to gamma radiation
Source: RefSeq, a predicted model, not a curated record